This is a messenger RNA of Myotis davidii, 2551 nucleotides long. It is a transcript of the gene EZR, whose product is annotated as ezrin. NCBI's taxonomy places the organism in Eukaryota, Metazoa, Chordata, Mammalia, Chiroptera, Vespertilionidae. The transcript is spliced from 12 exons. Gene Ontology annotation, molecular function: cell adhesion molecule binding; actin binding. Gene Ontology annotation, biological process: positive regulation of early endosome to late endosome transport; regulation of organelle assembly; regulation of cell shape. Bases 43 to 1809 code for a protein of 588 amino acids. The record is from RefSeq and is a predicted model, not a curated record. Gene Ontology annotation, cellular component: plasma membrane; apical part of cell; cytoskeleton.
AUUUGUCCCUGUGUUUUCUAGAUCAAUGUCCGAGUCACCACCAUGGACGCGGAGCUGGAGUUCGCCAUCCAGCCGAACACCACAGGAAAGCAGCUUUUUGAUCAGGUGGUGAAGACCAUCGGCCUGCGGGAAGUGUGGUACUUCGGCCUCCAGUACGUAGAUAAUAAAGGAUUUCCUACCUGGUUGAAACUUGAUAAAAAGGUGUCAGCCCAGGAGGUCAGGAAGGAGAACCCCCUGCAGUUCAAGUUCAGGGCCAAGUUCUACCCUGAGGACGUGCCUGAGGAGCUCAUCCAGGACAUCACGCAGAAGCUCUUCUUCCUCCAAGUGAAGGAGGGCAUUCUGAGCGAUGAGAUCUACUGCCCUCCCGAGACCGCGGUGCUCCUCGGCUCCUACGCCGUGCAGGCCAAGUUUGGAGACUACAACAAAGAGCUGCACAAGUCCGGGUACCUCAGCUCCGAGCGGCUGAUCCCCCAGAGAGUCAUGGACCAGCACAAGCUCACCAGGGACCAGUGGGAGGACCGGAUCCAGGUGUGGCAUGCGGAGCACCGCGGGAUGCUCAAAGACAGCGCCAUGCUGGAGUACUUGAAGAUCGCCCAGGACCUGGAAAUGUACGGGAUCAACUAUUUUGAGAUAAAAAAUAAGAAAGGAACAGACCUGUGGCUUGGAGUGGAUGCCCUGGGACUCAAUAUUUACGAGAAAGAUGAUAAGUUGACCCCAAAGAUCGGCUUCCCGUGGAGUGAGAUCAGGAACAUCUCCUUCAAUGACAAGAAGUUUGUCAUCAAGCCCAUCGACAAGAAGGCGCCUGACUUCGUCUUCUACGCCCCCCGCCUGCGCAUCAACAAGCGGAUCCUGCAGCUCUGCAUGGGGAACCACGAGCUGUACAUGCGCCGCAGGAAGCCCGACACCAUCGAGGUGCAGCAGAUGAAGGCCCAGGCCCGCGAGGAGAAGCACCAGAAGCAGCUGGAGCGGCAGCAGCUGGAAACGGAGAAGAAGAGGCGAGAGACCGUGGAGAGAGAGAAGGAGCAGAUGAUGCGGGAGAAGGAGGAGCUGAUGCUCAGGCUCCAGGACUACGAGCAGAAGACCAAGAAGGCCGAGAAAGAGCUCUCGGACCAGAUCCAGAGGGCCCUGCAGCUGGAGGAGGAGCGGAAGCGGCAGCAGGAGGAGGCGGAGCGCCUGGAGGCCGACCGCAUGGCUGCGCUGCGCGCCAAGGAGGAGCUGGAGAGGCAGACAGUGGAUCAGAUAAAGAGCCAGGAGCAGCUGGGCCCCGCAGAGAGGUCAGUGAAUUGCAGCCAUGGUAGCGCCACUCCGUCCACCUUCAUGCCACCAGGAGCACAGGCCCUGGGCGCUGCGGGGCUGGGGCACAACGUGCUCACUGUCGAUUCGCUCUCCAAGGCCAAGAGAGCCCAGGAUGGCCUGGUGAAGACCAAGGAGGAGCUGCAGCUGGUGAUGACGGCGCCGCCGCCCCCGCCGCCCCCUGUGUACGAGCCGGUGGCCUAUCACGUCCGCGAGAACCUGCAGGAGGAGGGCGCGGAGGACUCGGGCUACAGCGCCGAGCUGUCCAGCGAGGGCAUCCUGGACGACCGCCACGAGGAGAAGCGGGUCACCGAGGCCGAGAAGAACCUGCGCGUGCAGCAGCAGCUGAUGACUCUGUCCAGCGAGCUGUCCCAGGCCAGAGACGAGAACAAGAGGACCCACAACGACAUCAUCCACAACGAGAACAUGAGGCAAGGCCGCGACAAGUACAAGACGCUGCGGCAGAUCCGGCAGGGCAACACCAAGCAGCGCAUCGACGAGUUCGAGGCCAUGUGAGGCCGCGGCACUGCAGGCCGGCCUGCGCCUGGGCCCUGCGGUCGCACGCAGACUGAAACUCUUAUUCGUAGUUCUCUGAUCUAGACCCUCCUCGUACCCAGUUCCUUAAAGAGAGUAGCUGUUCCAGCGGAACGUUCCGGGGCUGGGGUGGGAGGCUUCCCUGGUUACUUCCCAUUUGUAUCAUAGUGCCAAACGGCCUGAUUUUUACUGUUGUUAUUAUUGAAUCAUUUCCUGUCUGUGCUGGGGGCAGGGCCGAUCGAAUCAAGGAAAGGGCCACUGCACGCCUGAGGGGCAGCUCCGCUGGCGUGUGAGAGCCGUGUCAUUACAGCACCCUCUGCGGCUCCAGUCCGUGCCAUAUUCCGUCUGUAUUUGAAAUUAGCCCAGAUUGAUUGAUUGUACUUGAUUUCUGUGAAGGAUGCAUCUCUGUAUUUAUGUUUUUGAGGCUUGAAAACUGGUCAAAAGCACUCACACACAUGCACACAGUGACUUCCUCUCUCGGGCAGCAGCGUCCUCGCUCAUUCCGGAUAAACAGCACAGGAGGACACACGCUUAGAUAAGCUCCUGGUUUUAACAGUUGGAGGCUCCAUGGUUGGGCUCACACACCUGAUUAAUAAUGAUCAGCUAUAGAAUAUAAUAUUUAUAUAUAAGCAAUAAUAUGGGUUUGUAACAUUAGUUAAAAAGGGAAAACCUUGUUCUGUAUAUUUUGUUACCUUUUACAGAAUAAUAAAGAACAUGAAAGCCA